This is a messenger RNA of Venturia canescens, 2022 nucleotides long. RefSeq names its product EF-hand domain-containing protein D2 homolog Swip-1 (gene Swip-1). The transcript is spliced from 4 exons. Lineage: Eukaryota; Metazoa; Arthropoda; Insecta; Hymenoptera; Ichneumonidae. Gene Ontology annotation, molecular function: calcium ion binding. Bases 720 to 1310 code for a protein of 196 amino acids. The record is from RefSeq and is a predicted model, not a curated record.
CUGAGAGCUCGAACAAUUCGCUUCAGUAAACGCGUGUUCCCCGCGAGGUAUAGACGUGGUAAAUUUUAUUGGGAUCGAGAAAUCUUCACCUGUCAAUAAGAACGCACGAAGAAUGAGAACAAUAACUGAGAAGAAAAUUUAAUCGGAAAACAAAGAAACUUUGUCGUCAGCUGUCAAAACGUCGAUAUCGACAUUCUUCACUGAAAAUAAAUCAAUAGAAAAGCGAUAAAUUCACAAGGGUUCGUGCGCUACCGAAAUUCAUUGGAUUAGCCAUAAAAUUUUGGAAAAUCACAAGUUACUGGGUCGCGGCGACAGAGAAGGAAAAUUGCAUCGUAUUGGCCGCGAAAAGUGUGCGGUCGAUAAUUCUCUCCGGUGGUCCUGUACCACGUGGUCGAAGGUCACGCAGUUUUGCUAAACGUGCUGAUCAUACGUAUAUAUAGAGUCCGUUGGGGUCUCACCUCCCGACAAAGCGUCGAUACUCCUUGGCCUUGAAAAGCGAGAAAUCGCGGCGAGGAAGGCGAACAGAGAGAAAAGUGUGCGGACAAACCUCAGCACAAAACGAAACGGACGAUAGCAGUGGAGAAACUGCAAAAUAUUUUUUCUCCUCCCUUCUUCCGUCUGCCCUGCGUCCUCAAACGUAUCCCAUUCUGCUGAUCCGAGAAGUAGAAAAUAAAAAAUUGAACCAACAUUUUCUGAGGAGGGAUUCAAAUCAAAACACAAUGCCCGCAGACGCCGAACUGAGCAAUCUUCUCAACAGGAGACAGAGAAUCAACGACGAACUCGAAGAAGGCAAAGAAGUCAAAAAAGAAUAUAAAUUUGUCAACGUCUUCACCGAAUUUCACGAACUUACCAGGCGCGAAAUCAAACAGUACGAACAAACUUUCAACAGAUUCGACGAUGGCAAAGACGGCUUUUUGGACCUUGCUGAACUGAAGAGAAUGAUGGAAGUGCUGGGCGCACCUCAGACGCAUCUCGGUUUGAAAGCGAUGAUUCAGGAAGUCGACGAAGACGAUGACGGUCGCAUCUCAUUUCGAGAGUUCCUUUUGAUCUAUCGAAAAGCACGAGCUGGCGAAUUGGAGCAGGACUCAGGACUGGGACAAUUGGCACGUUUAACGGAAGUCGACGUCGAUGAAGUUGGAGUCACUGGCGCCAAACACUUUUUCGAAGCAAAAAUCGAGCAACUGCGUAAAGCGAAUAAAUUCGAGGACGAAAUUCGCGAGGAGCAAGAAGAGCGAAAGCGAGAAGAGGAGGAAAAAGCAGCGCGACGAGCGCAGUUCAGAGAGCGCGCAGCAAUAUUCGGAAAUAACUAAUAUUCUACGAAGAAAACAUUGUUUUAGACGUCGUUUCGUUGUUCCAGAGUCUUUUACGUGGUUUUAAAUUUAGAAUAAAUGUGAUUACGUCUAGCCUUAAAAUUGGACGUGUUUUCGACACGCUUUAGACCCGAGAAGUAUACAUUCGUUUUGGAGUUAUUGACAAAAAAAAAUGUAAAUUACAUGAGAAAUUUUACGUACCGUUAAUCGAGAAUGGCUCAAUUUUCAAAUUCUCACUGUUUUUUGAAUAUUUUUUAACGUAGUUGAUGAAAUUAGGUAACAAAAUAUUUGAGAUGUCUCGAAGACUAAAAAAUUGAGAUAAACACGCACGACUGAGCAUCAUUUAUCAUUUUAGAUUUUUCUUUAUCUAUGUCCUAUGAAAUAUUCGUCAUUUUAUAAAUGUGGUUUACGAAAAAAUAUAAAUGAAAAAGGAGAGAGAAAUUUUGACAUAAUUUUAAGCCUGCUGUCAUCUGUACAUAAUACUUUUUGUUAUUUUUUCUUCCUCCUUUGAUUUUAACUUUUUCGAGUAUUAUUUUAUUUUUAGUUAACAAGUGUAACUCAAAAAUGUACUAUUAUAUUAUAAAUAUUAUAUUUACACAUUUAAUGUUACAUCAGACAACCUACAACCUCUGUGUUUCCUGACUGUAUCGACGUGAUCAUCUACGAGUGCAAAUUAACACGCCAGAAUAAAUAUUAUUGUGACUAUAUAAAA